Molecule: messenger RNA, 3586 nt
Organism: Limulus polyphemus (Atlantic horseshoe crab)
Lineage: Eukaryota; Metazoa; Arthropoda; Merostomata; Xiphosura; Limulidae
Product: 5'-3' exoribonuclease 2-like
Exons: 34
Coding region: 254-3214 (986 amino acids)
Biological process (GO): nuclear-transcribed mRNA catabolic process
Cellular component (GO): nucleus
Molecular function (GO): 5'-3' RNA exonuclease activity; RNA binding; zinc ion binding
Source: RefSeq, a predicted model, not a curated record
AUUCACCAUAUUUUUACACUGGUGCUUAAUCAUCCAUGUUAGUCGACUAUAGUUUUAAAAAAAAAGUUAGUGUUCGCUGAAGAUCGAAUUCGAAGUGUGUUUGUAUAAAUUUGGACCAGUCUGGCGGUUAGGCUUAACAUCGUAGUAACACGACUAUGUAAAGUACAAUUCUUAGUACAUUUACAAAUAAUAGUAUCGUCAUUUACGACUUAUUUCCUCUCGUCUUAGAGAAGAAUUUUAAGAAAGACAUAAGAUGGGAGUUCCGGCUUUCUUUAGAUGGUUGAGUAGAAAAUAUCCGUCAAUAAUCGUUCACUGUGUUGAAGAAAAGGCAAAAUCUGUUGAUGGAGUUAAUAUUCCAGUUGAUUCUUCUCAAUCAAAUCCAAAUGAUGUGGAAUUUGAUAAUCUGUAUUUGGAUAUGAAUGGAAUCAUUCAUCCAUGUUGUCAUCCAGAAGAUAAACCAGCCCCCAAAAAUGAAGAUGAAAUGAUGGUUGCUAUUUUUGAGUACAUUGACCGCAUAUUCAGUAUAGUAAGACCUAGAAGGCUUUUAUACAUGGCUAUUGAUGGGGUGGCUCCACGAGCAAAAAUGAACCAACAGAGAUCCCGACGAUUUAGAGCAUCAAAGGAGUCUGUUGAAAAAACUUCUGAAGUAUCUCGAAUUCGAGAAGAAUUAGAUAAAAGAGGAGCCCAUCUACCACCUGAAAAGCCAAAAGAAGAACACUUUGAUAGUAACUGCAUUACUCCUGGCACCCCUUUCAUGGCUCGUUUAGCCAAAUGCUUAGAUUAUUACAUUCAUAACCGACUUAACAAUGAUCCUGGUUGGAAGAACAUUGAAGUCAUUCUUUCAGAUGCAAAUGUUCCGGGUGAAGGCGAGCACAAGAUCAUGGACUACAUUCGCAGACAGAGAGCUAAUCCAGACCAUGAUCCAAACACACAUCAUUGUUUAUGUGGGGCUGAUGCUGAUCUCAUUAUGCUGGGAUUGGCUACUCAUGAGCCUAACUUUACAAUUAUUCGAGAGGAGUUCAAGCCAAAUCAACCACGUCCUUGUGACAUUUGUGGACAGAUUGGACAUGAGAUGAAGGAUUGUGCUGGACUUCCAAAAGAAAAGCAAGGCAAAUAUGAUGAACUAGAGAAACCUUUAGGUGCCGAAACCCAGUUUAUCUUUCUUCGUUUGAAUAUACUCCGGGAAUACUUAGAAAAAGAACUGACUAUGAGAAAUCUUCCAUUUACUUUUGAUCUGGAGAGAGCUAUUGAUGACUGGGUGUUCAUGUGUUUCUUUGUUGGAAAUGAUUUUUUACCUCAUCUUCCUUCUCUGGAGAUCAGAGAAGGUGCUAUUGAUAGACUUGUCAAUUUGUACAAGAAGACUGUUUAUAAGACAGGAGGUUAUUUAACCAAGAGUGGCUUUGUGAACCUGAGCAGGGUACAGUUGAUUAUGACUGAUUUGGGAGAAGUUGAGGAUGAAAUUUUUAAAUCGAGACAACAGAGGGAGCUGGCAUUCAAACAGAGAAACAAAGAAAAGAAAAAAAGGAUGAAGUUGAUGAAUGACAAACCUGCGUGGAUCCCUCAAGGACAGUUUGCUCCUGUACCUAUAGGUAGUCGUCCUUCCCCUGUACAAAAUGCCCGUCAGGAAGCUUAUCACAUGAGGACUCAGGGGAUGCAUUCUUCAUCACACAGCAGUUCGUCAUCAGGAACAAAAAAUUCCAACUUGGAUGCAGCACAUGCUCUUCGCUCUACACUCAAAAAGGACUCUGAUAGUCCUCAAUCUGGUGGUAGAAGUGAUAAUCACUCUCGAUCUUCAACUGGAGAAAAACGAAAGAGGGAAGAUGAGGGUGGUGACAGCUCUGAUGAGGAGCCACCUGAUGAAGUCAGACUUUGGGAAGAAGGAUGGAAGGAAAGAUAUUAUGAGUCAAAGUUUGAUGUGGAUCCUCAUAAUAUAGAUUUUCGUAUCAAAGUGGCUGCUGCAUACACAGAGGGGUUGUGCUGGGUCCUGCAGUACUAUUAUCAGGGCUGUGCUUCAUGGAAGUGGUUUUUUCCAUAUCAUUAUGCUCCAUUUGCCUCUGAUUUCAUCAAUAUUGGGGACCUGCCCACAUCGUUCGAAAAAGGGACUAAGCCAUUCAAACCACUGGAACAACUGAUGGGAGUGUUUCCAGCUGCUAGUAAGCAACAUCUACCAGAACCUUGGGGGAGGUUAAUGGAUGAUGCUGAAUCACCAAUCAUUGAUUUUUAUCCAGAAGAUUUCAAGAUCGAUCUCAAUGGGAAGAAGUAUGCAUGGCAAGGUGUUGCUUUGCUGCCGUUUGUUGAAGAGAAACGACUGCUUGAAGCCUUGACUGAAGUGUACGGUUUGCUGACUGUGGAAGAGUGUAAACGAAAUGUGCGAGGAGAUGACAGAUUGUAUGUAGCUAAAGGUCAUAAAGGCUAUGAUUUUUUUGGGGGUUUGUAUGAAGGAAGGAAUCCUAAAGACAAAGAGUUUGAAAUUAAUCCCAUCUUGUUUAAUGGAAUGAAGGGAACUGUUCUUUUAUCAGACUCUGCAGUUGGACCUGGCGAAACUGUUCGCUCUGUUAUUGCUGGCCAGGAGGAAGUUCGAAAUAAUCAAGCAGUGUGUAUUAGAUUCAGGGAUCCUUCUUAUCCUGAUGACUUCAUUUUUCCUGCUCGCAGACUCAAGGGUGCUAAGGACCCUCCGCGUGUUCUCAAGCCUGGAGAUUUAAGUCAAGAGGAUAAUCGCCGUUGGCGACCGCAAAUUGGUAUGGCACCUGCUCGUCAGAGGGCAUCUUUGGACUUAAGUGGCAAGAGAAUGCUAAGCCAUAACAUGGAUAGAAGUAGACAUGUUGGUCAGGGACAAUAUGCGACUGUUCCACCUCCUAACCCUACUUUAAACUAUGGCCAGUUUGUACCUUCUUCUGUUCCACGUCCACUUCCUGGGGCUUUUAUGCAGAACCAACAUUCUCUAUUAGGUCUAAAUUCACUGCAACAAGGAAGAAUGUCUGGUGAUAGUUGGGCUUAUAACAGUAGUCAGAGACAAGAAGGAAAUCAGUGGACAGCAAGAGAUGGAGGUACCUGGGGUCCAAUGCCAUAUAGACAGUCGUCCAACCCACCUGACUGGAAUAAUUCAGGUAGUGCAAAUAGUGGAUAUAGAUCCAGACAGUAUGGAAGUGGCAGUUACCAGGAUUAUGAUUCAAGAAGAGGAACAAGUUCUCAACAGCGUUACAGUUGGCGUUAACGACAACACUAUAAAUGUGGCUAAGACUCGUAUUAAAGCACCAUAAAGAUCUUUUCAUUUUCACCUUGUAUAUCUUUUGUCCCAUGAUGUGCAUGAUGGAAAACCGAUUGUUUAUUGGUGUAUAUAUAACCUGGCUGAAUGCCUAGUUUUUAAAGUGUUUUGACUGAGUGUGGAUUUCAUCUUUACGUCAUUUGAAUUCCGGCAAAGAAAAUUUGUCAGAAUUUAAAUGGCAUAAAAAUAUAACAUAUAAGUUUUGUAUUUUUAAUGAUUAUUUUUAUUGGCAUUGAAUAAUUGACAAAAAUAAGCUGUUUUAUUCACAGCGGAAUAAAUUCUUUUAGGAAAAUAAAAUUUGAUUCAUUUGAAAAAUGUUCC